AUUAUGUGCGCGAUCGCCGCAAUUUCCUUUUCGUAAGGCAAAGUUUAAGCAUGAUACUUACCUGCUAAUUUCCUUUUACCUUUUCCUUUUUUCCUUCGAUAAUUUUCGAAAAUAUGGCUGAAAGUGAAAAAACUUGCGCGGAAUGUAACGAACCCGCUGAAUUAAUGUGUUCUGCCUGUAAAUUAGUGUCAUAUUGCAGUAAAGAACAUCAAAAAGAACAUUGGAAAACUCAUAAAUCACUUUGUAAACCUUUUGAGAUCCAAACGACCUCAGACAAAGGGAAAUGCUUAGUGGCCACAAGAGACUUGUCUCCAAACGAUCAAAUUAUUUGCGAUUAUCCGAUAGUUUUCGGACCACGUCCCCAUGUGGUGGAAGAAGGUCCCGUUCCAUGUCCCGGAUGCUGCAGAUUAAUAAUUGCUGAAUCGGCACCAAGAUGUGAAGGUUGCGACUGGCCAGUGUGUAACCCAAAUUGUCCAGGAUUAAAGGACGUAAACAAACACGCUCACGAAUGUUACAUUUUAGGUUUAAGGCCGACAAAAGCACAAAAGAAUUUGCACAACUUUUAUCGGCAAGAUGCUUUGCUGACUCUUCGAAUUUUACUCUUUCAAAAAAGGAACCAAAAGAAAUGGCAACAGAUAUUGGAAAUGGAAUCCCACAUGGAUAAGAGAGGAGAGGGUACCGAUACGUACAAACAUGUCCAAGAAAGGAUAGUAAAAUAUAUACAAGAAAACUUCGUCACACCGUUGAGAGAUAUCGGAAAACAAACGGGACAAGAACUUUUACUGGACGAUUCGGACGAGACAAUUCAAAAGAUUUGUGGAAUAAUAGACGUAAAUUCGAUGGAAAUAAAUCAAGAUGCGGAACUUUCAGCUCUGUAUCCCACCGCGUAUUUAAUGGAGCACAGUUGCAUCUGUAACACUUACCACGUCUUCGACGACGAAGACCAGAACUACAAGAUAACAGUUAGGGCAGCUUUACCGAUCAAGAAGGGGGACCACAUAACGACCAUGUACACUCAUGCCCUUUGGGGAACCCAAGCAAGGAGGGAACAUCUCAUGGAAACGAAAUAUUUUGAGUGCUCCUGUCCCAGAUGCAGCGAUCCAACAGAAUUGGGAACGUACCUUAGUGCCUUAAGAUGCUUAGGAACAGAAAAUGAACCCUGUGGAGGAACACAACUUCCAAUUGACCCCCUCGACUAUAAAACGGAAUGGGCUUGUGAUAAAUGUAAAGUGAAAGUUAAUAAUGCCGAGGUGGCAAUGUUGGUCAACCAAAUUGGAGAAGAAGUCGACCAGAUUCAGUUGAGCAAACCGACGGUCAAAGAAUUGAACGAAAUGCUUAAAAAAGUUUUAACAUUCUUACAUCCCCAUCAUUAUCACGUUUAUUCUUUGAAACACUCUUUGGUGCAGUUGUACGGGUAUCAGCAGGGAUACAUGCCGAACCAAAUAAGUGACGAACUUCUCCUCGAAAAGGCCGAAAUGUGCCGGGACUUGUUGGAGACAACCAGGAAGAUCGAUCCAGGAAAUUCUAGACUUUGCUUGUAUACAGCAGUUCUGCUCCACGAGUUGCAUUUGGCGAAUGUUUAUUAUAUAAAGCGGAAGUGGCAUACAGAAGACAAAGAAGUUUUGGCCAGGUUGUUUCGCGAGGCGAAAAGAUCGCUCGAGGACGCGAAAAAAGUUCUGGAACACGAAACGACUUGCGCUGCCGGGGAAAAACUUCGGCACUUGGUGGAAAGUUCGGAGAAAGACGCCAACAAAUGGAUCAAUAAUCAUUCAGAAGAAGUCAACGAAUUAUUGGAACAAAUAAAAGAAUCAUUGAACGUUUAAAAACACAAUUUAAUUAUGUAUGUAUUAUUAAUUGCUUACUACAUUUAUAACUAUGAAUAAAGGCGUACGUUUAGAAUUAUUGGUUUGUA
Molecule: messenger RNA, 1912 nt
Organism: Agrilus planipennis (emerald ash borer)
Lineage: Eukaryota; Metazoa; Arthropoda; Insecta; Coleoptera; Buprestidae
Product: SET domain-containing protein SmydA-8-like
Exons: 7
Coding region: 114-1823 (569 amino acids)
Molecular function (GO): protein binding
Source: RefSeq, a predicted model, not a curated record